This is a messenger RNA of Strongylus vulgaris, 927 nucleotides long. The record is from the annotation of a GenBank genome assembly. Lineage: Eukaryota; Metazoa; Nematoda; Chromadorea; Rhabditida; Strongylidae.
AUGCGCGGUCAAGUUGCGGCAUCUGGCGCUCAGCCAGAACUCGAAACUAAAGUGAAGAAAAGCGGCAGCAAAUACGAGAUCUCAUUCAGACCAACGGAAGUUGGCACUCAUAAGAUCAUCGUUGGCGAAAUACCAGCCCGGUCUAAUUUGAAUGAUACAGUAGAAUUUACCGUCGAUGCUGGUCGAGCAGGAUUUGGAAAUCUUGAAAUGGCAAUCAAGGAUGCUGAUGGUGUCAUCAUCCCUUCACAUGUUGCCCAGCUAGAAAGUGGCACGGCUAAAUUCCUUGUGACGUUUACCCCAACAUCUCGAGGGCAGCACACUGUUAACAUAACCUUCAAUAAGGAGGUGCUCAAAAACUCACCCUUCGAAGUGCUCAUAACCGAUCCUCCCGCACCGCUUGCGGAAACAACGACCGAAGCAGCUUCUGCCUCACCUUCUCUAUCCAAAAAGGAUACGAAAAAGGAGAAGGAAGAUAAGAAAAAGGAGGAGAAGGAACGUGCUAAGCGCGAGAAAGAGGAGAAGGCAGCUACGUUGAAAAAAGACAAGAAGAGCAAGCAUAAGACGGUUUCUAAGACUUCAGUGACAAAGAUUCCGUCACUUUCACGAGUUGGCCAACCAUCAAGCAUUAUCGUAGAAGUAGCUGGGCACGAUCAACUUGAAAUCACCAUUACUGUUUUGUUAAUUAUUCGUGUUAAAAUGAGUCAAAACGAUUUGGAUACCGACAAUUUAGUGGAUGCGUCCGAAGCUGGAGUAGGAAAUCUUGAAGUAGCUGUGAACGACGGACGUGUUCCUUCCAUGGCACAUGCUUUGGGCCAACAUCGCUACGAUAUAUCGUUUGUACCAAAAGAAAAUGCUGAUCAUACCAUCACGAUUAGAUUCAAUAACGAGCCAGUACCAGGUAAAACAAGACUAGAAUUCUUAUUUUGA